Molecule: messenger RNA, 3782 nt
Organism: Procambarus clarkii (red swamp crayfish)
Lineage: Eukaryota; Metazoa; Arthropoda; Malacostraca; Decapoda; Cambaridae
Source: RefSeq, a predicted model, not a curated record
CUUUGAGAGGCAGUGGAGUGCGCACGUCGUCGCGGGUCGCUCCUCCACACGCGUAGUGUCAGUCGCACGCUUGAGGUGAUACACGCCGACGGCUCCCACGGUUAUGGCGACCUGGUCAUCAUUCCUGCUAUGAACCUGCUGUCCUUAGACAGAACAACACACAGAACUGCGUUGGAAGCCUUGACGCUGUCAAGAGUGCCACAGGGAGUGCCAGGAGGGCCAUUAUAGGCCGACCAAUCACUGUCCAUGAACAAAAAUUAAGUGUAGACCCAAACUGGUCAUCGAGGGUGGAGGUGGAUUGGCUGGCGGCGGCCUGGUAGUUCCUAGGCCUACCCAACGAGCCUACCCAACGAGUCUACCCGAAUCAUAGAGUGCCAACCCCCCCCCCCCCACCCCGUGAGGACCAAUCACCGCUUGUAAUCCAUAACAAUGAAUGUAGAAGUCAUUAGACGAGACUGGUAUGGCUAUACACGUGUGAUAGCCAGUGUGGAUAUAUUGAUAUACUGAACCUAAGAUAGCCUGCAGGUGUAGUUAUGCUGGUGUGAUAGCCAGUGUGGAUAUAUUGAUAUACUGAACCUAAGAUAGCCUGCAGGUGUAGUUAUGCUGGUGUGAUAGCCAGUGUGGAUAUACUGAACCUAAGAUAGCCUGCAGGUCUAGAUACGCUGGUGUGAUAGCCAGUGUGGAUAUAUAUUGAACCUAAGAUAGCCUGCAGGUCUAGUUAUGCUGGUGUGAUAGCCAGUGUGGAUAUAUAUUGAACCUAAGAUAGCCUGCAGGUCUAGUUAUGCUGGUGUGAUAGCCAGUGUGGCUAUACUGAAGCCAAGAUAGCCCCGCAGGUGUGACUAUGCAGAUGUGAUAUCCUACUGGUCAGCAUACCCCGGCUAAGAUAAGAGCACACAGCGUGGGCCUCACCGGUGAAGAUGCGACCCACGACCAGCCUCUGUUUAGCAACGCUGUGGCUCGUAUCUCUAGAAGGUGUGAGCAGCGGAGGCCUGCCUCGGGUGUGGUGGCAGCCGGGCUCAGCCGUGGAAAAGGGCGACACUGUCCAGCUGCAGUGCCAGGUGGCGUCAGAGGGGGCCGGGCCAGCCAUCUGGCUGAAGCUGGACCCCCGGGACCCCAACAGUCACGUGCUGCUCUCUCAUGGUGAUCUUAUCAUCACUGAGGACCCCAGGUUCUCUGUUCUUCAUAUCCAGGAGACUAAUAUAUAUGUUGUUAAGAUCCGCGAGGUGUCAGCCGCUGACGCCGGCAGCUACCAGUGUCAGGUCCCCGUCAGUGACGAGGAGGAGGAGCUGCGGGUGGAGGCCGCUCCGCCUGUUGUGAUAACGCUGCAGAGAGAGGAAGGGAGCGGUUCUCCAGCAGGGAUCUCUUCCAACACUUGUCUGCUGGCUGCCCUCUGCUUCCUGGCCACCCUUGUCAGAUGAGCCACCCUUGUCAGCAGACACCCCUUAUCAGCAGACACCCUUCUCAGAUGAGCCACCCUUGUCAGCAGACACCCUUGUCAGCAGACACCCUUGUCAGAUGAGCCACCCUUGUCAGCAGACACCCUUGUCAGCAGACACCCUUGUCAGAAGGGUCACCCUUGUCAGAUGAGCCACAAUUGUCUGAAGGGCCACCCUUGUCAGAAGGGUCACCCUUGUCAGAUGAGCCACAAUUGUCUGAAGGGCCACCCUUGUCAGAAGGGUCACCCUUGUCAGAUGAGCCACAAUUGUCUGAAGGGCCACCCUUGUCAGAUGAGCCACCCUUGUCAGAAGGGUCACCCUUGUCAGAUGAACCACCCUUGUCAGAAGAGUCACCCUUUUCAGAUGAGCCACCCUUGGCAGAAGGGUCACCCUUGUCAGAUGAGCCACCCUUGUCUGAAGGGCCACCCUUGUCAGCAGACACCCUUGUCUGAAGGGCCACCCUUGUCAGCAGACACUCUUGUCAGAUGAGCCACCCUUGUCAGCAGACACCCUUGUCUGAAGGGCCACCCUUGUCAGCAGACACCCUUGUCAGAAGGGUCACGAAGGACACCACACACGUGAAGAUAAUUAAAUAUAUUGGCCGAAUGAUAAUACCUUUAAUGUGAUUAAUAACAAAUGUUGGAAUGAUAUUAUUGAUGAAAUAACACCACAGUGGACAUAAUGGGGCAAGAAGAACGUCAGUUCGACGUUGGCUCAACGUCGGCCGUUGAAAUGGCGUCGCUCUUACACAUUAGGGAAGUACAAAUAGCCUAAGCUACUCUAUUCCUUUGAGAUGUAUUUCUUUCUUGUCUCAAUAAACAUCCUUGAACUUGAACUUAGACAUUAUUCCCACUGACAUAGUCUUGUAACUCUUAUAUAAUUGGCCAUUUUAUAAUUAGAGUUACUGUAAUUGGUUGUAGCCGCAGUCGUCUUUGACUAUGUAUUUAAAAGCAUGUAUGAAGGUGUAUGUUAACAUCUAUAGGGAUGAGUAUAUCCAGAUACUAAAAAAAAGGGGGAGUUUUAGUAUGCUUUUUUUAACAGAUAAGCUUCUUAUAGCAUUGUAGGUGGUGACUGAAGUCCUAUAAUAUGGGUGAUAUAUUAUUAACCAGUUAUACCCAGUGGGCACAAUAUCCAAAAGUGGCGUUGGUGUGACGUUCAAGCAACGUCAUCAAUUCCCGAAUCAACGUUGACUGCUUUUAAGUUGGAGAUUAUGCCCUCUUGUGUAGAGUUUGGUGUGAGGUUGUGAAGGCCUGGUGGCUAGGCAAGGACUCCUGGCACGUCGUUUACUGUGGUGAAGUUACUUUCUAGACUUUCUUUCUAGAUGGGCAAGUGUUAGCAAGCAUUACUUGGUGUUCCGCAGGCCUGAACACGACAUAAACAUGACCUGAACACGACAUAAACAUGACCUGAACACGACAUAAACAUGACCUGAACACGACAUAAACAUGACCUGAACACGACAUAAACAUGACCUGAACGCGACAUAAACAUGACCUGAACACGACAUAAACAUGACCUGAACAAGACAUAAACAUGACCUGAACACGACAUAAACAUGACCUGAACACGACAUAAACAUGACCUGAACACGACAUAAACAUGACCUGAACACGACAUAAACAUGACCUGAACACGACAUAAACAUGACCUGAACACGACAUAAACAUGACCUGAACACGGCAUAAACAUGACCUGAACACGGCAUAAACAUGACCUGAACAAGACAUAAACAUGACCUGAACACGACAUAAACAUGACCUGAACACGACAUAAACAUGACCUGAACACGACAUAAACAUGACCUGAACACGACAUAAACAUGACCUGAACACGACAUAAACAUGACCUGAACACGACAUAAACAUGACCUGAACACGACAUAAACAUGACCUGAACACGACAUAAACAUGACCUGAACACGACAUAAACAUGACCUGAACACGACAUAAACAUGACCUGAACACGACAUAAACAUGACCUGAACACGACAUAAACAUGACCUGAACACGACAUAAACAUGACCUGAACACGACAUAAACAUGACCUGAACACGACAUAAACAUGACCUGAACGCGACAUAAACAUGACCUGAACGCGACAUAAACAUGACCUGAACAUGAUCUAAACACGGCCAGAACAUGGCCUGAGCACGAUAGAACAUGACAAACACAACCAGAACACGACGUGAACAUGAUCUAGACACGACCAGAACACGACGUGAACAUGAUCUAGACACGACCUGACCACAACGUGAACAUGACAAACACGACCAGAACACGACGUGAACAUGAUCUAGACACGACCUGACCACAACGGGAACAUGACAAACACGACCAGAACACGACG